Molecule: messenger RNA, 888 nt
Organism: Solanum tuberosum (potato)
Lineage: Eukaryota; Viridiplantae; Streptophyta; Magnoliopsida; Solanales; Solanaceae
Exons: 3
Coding region: 1-888 (295 amino acids)
Source: RefSeq, a predicted model, not a curated record
AUGACAAAUUCAAGUCAAGUAAAUGUUGAAACAGUGAGUAGUGCAACAACAUUGGUUGCACACAAUCGUUCAACUGCUGCCCUUGCCCCGACUGAGAAACCUGCAAAGUUUUCUAGAGUCGACUUUAAGAAAUGGAAGCAGAAGAUAUUUUUCUAUCUGACUACGUUGAGUCUGCAAAGGUUCAUUAAUGAGAACGUUCCUGUUAUGUCGGAUGAAGCUCCGGCCGAAGAACGAUUCUUGGUGACAGAAGCAUGGACACAUUCAGAUUUUUUGUGUAAAAACUAUAUUCUAAGUGGCCUGCAAGAUGAUCUGUACAAUGUGUACAUUAAUGUCAAGACUUCAAAAGAACUCUGGGAUGCUUUAGAAAAAAAGUACAAAAUAGAGGAUGUCGGAAUGAAGAAGUUCAUUGUGGCAAAGUUUUUGGACUAUAAGAUGAUAGACAGUAAGACCGUCGUCACCCAAGUUCAAGAAUUGCAGGUCAUAAUCUAUGAUCUCCUUGCGAAAGGAUUGAUUGUGAAUGAUGCUUUUCAAGUGGCGGCAAUUAUUGAGAAGUUACCUCCGUUGUGGAAGGACUUCAAAAACUACUUGAAACAUAAACGCAAGGAGAUGACUAUUGAAGAUCUCAUGGUAAAGCUGAGAAUCAAAGAGGAUAACAAGGCCGCAGAAAAGAGGGCUACUGAAUAUCGGGGUCCCAGGAAGGACAAGAAGAAGGAUCAAGCAAAUUUGGCUGAAUCCAAAGGAGAGAUAGACGAUCUUUGUGCAAAAUGUAGGGGUCCCAAGAAGGACAAGAAGAAGGAUCAAGCAAAUUUGGCUGAAUCCAAAGGAGAGAUGGACGAUCUUUGUGCAAUGCUUUCAGAAUGCAACUUGGUUGGAAAUCCUAGAGAAUGA